AUGACGCAAUCAAAUAUCAAAUAUAAAAGAAUUUGUACGGAUAAAGUACUAAUAAAACAAGGGGAUUUAACCCACCAUCAUAAUUAUAAAAAAGAGAGGACAACUUGGCCAGAACUAAGUAAUAACAAAACUAAGCAUAUUGGGUUUAGACAACUAACAAAAGCUUAUUUUCAUGGGCAUACCAAGGCCAUAGGAAACAAUAAAAAUGAAGCAUACUAUGGUAUUAUUGGUUCAGAAGGGGUAAUCAGCAAGGAAUACAAACCUCAUUUAAGAAAAGCUGAAUUUACGACUUCAGUGAAGAACGAAAUCCAUCUGGAAAAUCCAAAAAAUACCACAACAGAUAUUAGUAAUGACCACACCUCAAGUCUACAAACCUCUUUGGAUUUUUCAAAGUUAUCAAAUGGAUUCAUAUUUCAUUCCUUUGAUAAUUUUCUAGAUAAUAAUUUACAAGAAAAUAAACCCACAAGAGUAUUGAUUAAACACAUACCACAAGAAGUUGGUAUCGACAGUGUAGUUUCUCAGAUAAAAGGUGGUCCAUUGAGACAGAUAAGUUGUACAACCACAUCACAAGAAUGUAAAGAGGUAAUUUUUGAUUUUAUAUACCCUCAAGAUGCCACAGAAUUUUUGAAAUAUGCUAAUACGAGCUUGUUUAAAGUAAAUGGAAUACGCUUACAAGCCUGUUGGUAUGAUGACAAUGAAAACAAAGAAAAACACCUAGCACAUUUACUUCCAUUGACAACCAAGAACAAGGAUACACAAAUAACGAGAUGUUUAAUAUUGAAAAAGAAUGGAAAGAGACGAGUGGUGAAGAAAUAUAGUGGUAUCUCCAGUAAUUCUUUGUUACCAUUUGAUCCACAAGAUAUGAGGAAUGAUUUUUCUGUAUUUGGUGAAUUGCAAGGGUUGACACCUAUAAUAUCACGAAGAUUAUGUGUGUCUGUACUUUUUAUGGAUGUUUUCAGUGCAAUGCAAGCAAUGCAAAGCUUACUGGACACCAAUUCUUUCUUACAUAAAAAAUAUUAUAAAACAUGGGCAAUAUGGUACGGUCCUGAUCAAACGGAGCAACCAUGUCUCACUUAA
Messenger RNA from Maudiozyma saulgeensis, 1077 nucleotides. NCBI's taxonomy places the organism in Eukaryota, Fungi, Ascomycota, Saccharomycetes, Saccharomycetales, Saccharomycetaceae. The record is from the annotation of a GenBank genome assembly.